CUAUAGUUUACCCCUCCUCUCCUUGCUGAUGUUGUUGUUGUUGUUGAUUUUUUUUUUUUCCUUCCCCUUAUCACGGCCUCAAGUUAGUUUGAUAGGCCUUGACGCAACAACGUCCUCGUGCAUCGCCGUAGCUUCAAUCUGACUAGCUCCCUCCAACUCACUCUGCCGCUAACCCAUCGGCUUACCUGAAUAAGAUAGUAGAAUAUCAAGCUCUGCAGCUGCAGGCCUACCUGAAAUUGAUCUACAAGUCCCAAUAUCUCCUUUCUCUUGUCUUUCCACCUUUUCGUUGAUAUUAACCUUCGUGCCUUGUGUGCUGUUGAACGCCUAAUUGCCUUUCCGCUCUUACCUUGGUAGUCAAUCUUCGCCAUCUAUCUUGCUUGUGCAGUUUGUUCUAUCAGACUGCCCUUCCAACAUGGUUGUAGUCGACAACCACGAGUACCUCACUGAGGAAGAAAAGCGUCUUCGGGAAGAUAGGAACCGCGUUAAAUAUUGGAAGAAAUGGGGUCCCUACGUUGCCGAACGACAAUGGGCUACAGUCCGAGAGGAUUAUAGCGCAGAUGGCGAUGCUUGGAGUCAUUUUACGCACGACCACGCCCGAUCUCGAGCAUUCCGCUGGGGGGAAGACGGCAUAGCUGGAGUGUCAGAUACGCAUGGCCUACAGAACAUUGCAUUUGCUUUCUGGAACGAGCAAGACCCCUUUCUAAAGGAAAGGCUUUUCGGCCUAGCGAACCCGCAGGGUAAUCAUGGCGAAAGUAUCAAGGAAGCACACUUCCACCUCGAUAACACACCUACACACUCUUAUAUGAAAUACCUCUACAAAUACCCGCAGAAGGCCUUUCCCUACGAGGAUCUCAUAGAAACGAAUGGGAAAAGGACGAAGGAGGAAAAGGAAUACCAGAUCAUUGAUACUGGGAUAUUCGACGAGGAUAGAUACUGGGACAUUAUAAUCGAGACUGCCAAGGAAGCGGAUGAUCCCGAGGAGAUACUCUUCCGAGUCACGGCAUGGAAUCGAGGUCCGGAUCCAGCUCCACUCCACAUCAUUCCCCAUGUCUGGUUUCGCAACACAUGGGCUUGGGGAAGGGAGACAGCAGAUAAGAAGCCAGCUAUCUCAUACUUCACCGAAAACAUGGCCAAAUCGAGGCACCAUAAACUAGGUGACCGAUACAUGCUAUUAUCACCCUCGCCAGGUGUUGGAACUAGCGGAGAGGAUGUUGAGCCAGAACUUAUCUUCACAGACAACGACACCAACUACGAGCUACUGUACGACGGCGAGAAUCAAGUCCCAUACGUCAAAGACGCAUUCCAUCAAUACAUCGUCGACGGGAAGAAGCAAGCCGUGAACCCGGCCAGGACGGGCACAAAAUGUGCUGCCUGGUACCAAUUUAACGAGUCCGGGGGUGUUGGCCCUGGCGAAUGUGCCGUUGUUCGUUUCCGAUUUACGAGGAAAAAUGAGAGUUACCUAGACGAAGAAAUAUUCGAUGAUAUCAUUGAAAAGAGACGAGAGGAAGCAGAUGAGUUUUACUACAGGAUCAGCCCCUUACCGAUGUCUGAGGAUCUUCGCAACAUCCAACGCCAAGCAUUCUCGGGCAUGAUGUGGUGUAAACAACAUUACCAGUUCAUAUGGGACCAGUGGGCUAAUGGCGAUCCCUCCCAGCCACCACCUCCCCCCGAGAGGAAGGCGAUUAGAAAUUCCCAAUGGAAGCACUUACAUAUUGACGAUGUCCUGUCCAUGCCGGAUUCCUGGGAAUAUCCCUUCUUUGCGGCAUGGGAUUCUGCGUUUCAUUGCAUUCCGCUUGCUAUGAUCGAUCCAGAAUUUGCGAAGAAGCAAAUUGAUCUGUUCACCAGAGAGUGGUACUGCCAUCCAAAUGGCCAGCUUCCUGCAUACGAAUGGAACUUUAGUGAUGUCAACCCACCAGUCCAUGCUUGGGCGACUUUCCGUGUGUUCAAGAUUGAGCGCAAGAUGUACGGAAGACAGGAUCUCGACUUUUUGGAGAGAGUAUUCCAGAAAUUACUAUUGAAUUUCACCUGGUGGGUUAAUCGAAAGGAUAUGGACGGAAAAAAUGUCUUCGAAGGAGGCUUCCUUGGGCUAGACAACAUCGGUCUCUUCAAUCGUUCCGAGCCCCUUCCGACAGGAGGUGUUUUAGAACAGGCUGACAGCACGGGGUGGAUGGCGUUCUACUGCUUGAGCAUGCUCAACAUCGCGCUCGAGCUUGCCAAGCAUCGGAGAAUCUACGAGGAUAUUGCCUCGAAGUUCUUUGAACAUUUUAUAUUCAUCAGCGAUGCCAUGACAUUCAAGUCAGGUGAAAAGGAUGAGAAGUCGUUAUGGAAUGAUGAAGAUGGCUUCUAUUACGAUGCCAUUUCAUGGGGCGGGCCUUGGAUUCAACAACUACCUGUCCGAUCACUCGUGGGGUUGAUUCCGCUCUACGCAACACUGACUCUAGAACCGGAGCUAAUCAACAAAUUACCUUCGUUCAAGAAGCGCGUGGAUUGGUUCAUAGAGAACCGAUGCGACUUGGCCGAAAGGAACAUGGCAAGCAUUCGGAAAAGGGGUAAGGGGAAUCGUAUCCUUCUUGCGAUGGUAAGCAAAGAUCGAUUGGAAAAGAUUCUGAAGCGUAUGCUCGACGAGGAUGAGUUCUUGAGCGAGCACGGUAUCAGAUCGCUAUCGAGAUACCAUAAAGAACAUCCAUACUCUAUGGACGUCAAUGGUCAAAAGUUCACGGUGGGAUAUGUCCCGGGUGACUCUGAUAGCGGGCUAUUCGGUGGUAACAGCAACUGGAGAGGUCCUAUUUGGUUGUGUGUUAAUUUUCUCCUGGUGGAAUCGUUGCAGCGAUUCUUCCUCUUCUACGGCCCGACUUACCAAAUCGAAUGCCCUACCGGAUCCGGUGAAUAUAUGCACUUGGGACACGUUUCCGAAGAGAUUCAACAUCGGUUACAGCACCUAUUUGCCCGUGGUGAUGAUGGACGUCGAAGUAUCAAUGGCGGAAAUGAUAUGCUGGACUUUGACCCGAACUGGAGAGAUUAUAUGUGGUUCCAUGAGUUCUUCGACGGCGACACGGGUCGUGGACUGGGAGCUACGCACCAAUGCGGUUGGACGGGCCUAAUCGCACGUAUGAUUCACGAUACAGGUAUAAGCUGCCGCCUUCCGCAGACCCCUCGCACACCGACAGCCGGUAUGUCGCACUACUUCGACGACAUCCUACAUCGACACGUGGGUAUCGGCAUCAGCAAACCGCAGCGGGGCCACAUGCGGCGGUCGUCCACAGCGCGAUCCAUCAGCGCACGCAGCGACUUCGACGCAUCGGUUAACGGCGAAGAAUUCGAUGUUCGCAGCGUGGUACCGGAUGACUCGGAACGAGAGGCCCAGCGUAAGGAGGCAGAUGCUCAUCUGCACCAGUAUAUCUCGGAACAGCUUCAGCGGGUUAAAGACCAUGAUGACUUUGAGGGAUUGGCAGACAGGGAUGAGUACGAGACACAUUUAUAAAUCUUACAAGGAUUUAAAGGAAGUUGGUCAUAAGAGAAUUACUAUAUGAAAGAUUGGAUGACGGGGAUGAGAAGAUGUAGAGAAGAAAAGGGAGAAAGGAGGAGAGGGUUUACGAAUAUACGCAGAUCAGAUAUACAGAUAUAAGGCACAUAAGAAGCUACGGCUAUAUUGUUUAGUUGGUUAGAAAGAAUACGAUUGUGCUCAGCAUAUGAUGGGAUGCCUUGACUCCUUAUACAACAAAA
Molecule: messenger RNA, 3723 nt
Organism: Daldinia caldariorum
Lineage: Eukaryota; Fungi; Ascomycota; Sordariomycetes; Xylariales; Hypoxylaceae
Product: Six-hairpin glycosidase
Exons: 9
Coding region: 413-3481 (1022 amino acids)
Biological process (GO): oligosaccharide metabolic process; protein N-linked glycosylation
Cellular component (GO): endoplasmic reticulum membrane
Molecular function (GO): Glc3Man9GlcNAc2 oligosaccharide glucosidase activity
Source: RefSeq, a predicted model, not a curated record